Synchiropus splendidus (mandarinfish) is the source of this 6457-nucleotide messenger RNA. Its product is annotated as nuclear mitotic apparatus protein 1-like. The record is from RefSeq and is a predicted model, not a curated record. Gene Ontology annotation, molecular function: microtubule binding. Gene Ontology annotation, biological process: establishment of mitotic spindle orientation. Gene Ontology annotation, cellular component: spindle microtubule; spindle pole; centrosome. The transcript has 22 exons. The coding region runs from base 112 to 4965 and encodes 1617 amino acids. Lineage: Eukaryota; Metazoa; Chordata; Actinopteri; Syngnathiformes; Callionymidae.
AUCUGAGUGGCCGCUUUAGUUAUAAGUUACACGUUUUAAAUUUUCACAUGCGACUGGUUCGAACUCAUAUCUCAGGGGCGCUAUAUACAACUCUCACGGUUUGAGCCAACGAUGGCAACUUGCGCAGGAGUGAAGGCUCUACUUAGCUGGGUCAACAGCUUAAAACUCGUAGACCGAGAUGUAAACGCUGACGAUUUGCAAAGUGGGUCAGUGUUGCUUCAAAUUGUUCACAUAAUCAAAAAGACACCCAGCCCUCACAUUGGUUUGUCUGUGGAGGAGCGGUUCAACCUUAUUUCAGACUUUUUGGAGAGAGAAUGCAGAUUAAAACAAUUCACUGGAACCUCACUGUCUUGGGACAAAAUAAGAGAUGGCCGCAAUCUAAUAAUGGAAAUUUCAAAGGUUCUUUUAUUGCUGGUUUAUCAUGACAUGAUGAACAACAGGUGUUGUCUGAAGAGUUUAGACUUUGAGGUCGAGCAAGAGAUUGCAAGACUUACAAGUUCGUUUGUUAUGGAGGCAGAGGGUUGCGUGUAUCUCAGCAGCGAACUUGAUGCUUAUUUGAGCCAAAGUAGUUUGGGCGCUGACGUGGUAAUACUUGAUGAAAUUGAUACUCCAUCUUUGUCCAGUGUUUCCACCCUUUCGUCACUCUCAGAAGAGUCACCCAUGUUCACCCGCGCACGAAAAAUCGAUUUUGUGGAUCUGCACACUGUGGCCUCUUCCUCUACCAGCAAGUCUCCUCUUCAAGACAUCAUGAAUACUCCGAAAUUUCAGUUACGGAAGAUGAAACGCGAGAUGAUUAAGGAACGAGAUUUAAGAGAUUCACUGGAGAGGGAGCUGAAUAGCAAUAUUGCAUUGAUCAAGCAAAGAGAAUCAUUUAUCAACCACCUGCAAUAUCAUCUGGACAAACUAAAAGAAAAGCACAGUGAUCUGGAGAAGCUAAGAAGCGAACAAAUUGAGGAGAUGGAGAUCAAAACCAGCGCAUUACAGCUGCGGCUCAACGACAUGUCACUGGAAAAUAAAGAUUUUAGAAAUACCACCUCCCUUAUGGAGCGAAAAGUGGAUCAGCUGACAGAUGAAAAUGGUUCACUGUCUUUCCAGUUGAGAACGGUGUGCUCUCAGCUGGCUGCCUUUGAAGCUGAAAUUGGUCGGUUAACAGCCGCUCAGGAAUCUGCUCAGGGGGAGUGGGAAACCAAAAUAAAUCACCUACAGUCUGAGCUCGAAAGAACCACAUCUGAAAAGGAGAUCCUCUCUGAACAAAUUCAGAUUUUGCAGGGGAAGAUUUCACACUUGGAGGAUGAAGUAAGUCGAGCAUCUAAGGAAGAAGUGGGAGAAAGCAUGUGGACUGUGGCAGAGAAAAUAAUGGAGAAUGAAAUCAGCUCCUUGCGUGAAGAGCUUGAGAACACGAUGGACUCCUUGAAGAAGGCAGAGAUGGAGGUUGAGGCAAAAACUCUACAGCUAACUGGGCGUGAACUAGAAAUAUGCAAACUGCAGCAGGAGAUUGAUGAGGAGAGAGCUUCCCUUCACCAAGAGCUUCAGCAUUUAAAAGUUAAAGUGGAGGAAGUUGAGCAACGGAGAAACGAGCAAACAUCCAAGCUGCAAGAACAGAUGGAAGCCUGUGAGCGUGAGGUUGAAAUCUUGAAGCAAAUCAAGACAGAGAAGGAGCAGCAGCUGAGCCUGGCAGAUGCAAAGGUCAAGGAUGUUGAGGCAAAGUUAUCUGCAGCCAUUUCUGAUUUAAAUUAUAAAGAGCAACAAAUUAACACUCUGAAGGAAGAAGUUGAAGUUUACACAGUGCAAACCAGGAAAUUAAUGGAUGAAAGUCAAAUUAAAGAGCAAAUAAUAGCAGAGUUGCGUCUGGAAAAGUCGACUGAGCUGGAGAUUCUUCAGUGCAACAUGAAGACUGUUACCACUCAGGUUGAAGACCUUAGCCUUGAGCUCAUUCAAGCGCAGCAGGAAAUUCAGUGCAAGCAAGAACUUCUGGCUCAAAUCCAGCAAGAAAAUGUCAUCCAAAGACGAGAGCUUGAGCUGCAGAUUUCCCUGUCCAAAGAAGAGACCCAGAAGUUGCAUCUGGAAAUACUGACCAAGACUGAACAGCUGGCCACCCUGGAGAGUUGCAGUGCUCAACAAUCUGAAAUGCUACAGGGAGAAAUCCAAAUUCUGAAUUCUCAAAUUCAAAGUCUGGAAAGUGAUCUUGGUAUGGCCAAAGAGCGCAUUCAAGCCCAGGAAGUUUUGCUCAGAGAGCAGGAGCAGCAGGGUGCACACGACAUGCACCUCCUACAGCAGAAACUGUCUGCAUCUGAGGAAGAAAUGAGGUGCAUAAAGAAAGAAAUGAAGGCCAAAGAAGAAAACAUUUCUCAUCUAAAACUGCAGUCCACUGAGCAGACAAGAUCGAUCAGACGUUUAGAGGAACAGGUGCAGUGCCUAUCUUCUUCAUUGAGAACGUCACAGGAGAAUUUGCAAUCGAAGGAGUCGGAAUUUGCCAAACAGCAAGUGGAAAGUGGUCAGAAUAUGGAAACGUUCAGGAAGCAGAUGACAUCCUACCACGACAGGGUGAAGAAGUUAAAUGACGAAAUCAGCUCCAAAGAGAAGCACCUUAAUGUUUUAAAAGAGGAGAAUGCGACGCAAUCUGAAGCACUGCAGCAGGAGGUUUCUUAUCUCAGCCAUGAAAUGAAAACUCAAAGGGAAUCCCUGUUGACUGCCAAAGAAGAAAUUGAAGCAAAGGAGGCCGUAAUGAUUCUUCUCAAAGAACAACUGGAACAUUUGAGUCAGGCCUUCAAGAGUACUGAACAUCAGUUAAAGAUGAAGGAUAACUUGCUUUCUGAAAAAGAGCUUGACAUUUCUCUGGAGAAGCAAAAGUUCCAUAAUCUGGUGAAGACCUCUCAGGAUGAGGUGAAGAGGCUGCAAGACAACAUUCGGUCAAAGGAGGAAGCGCUUCACAGGAUGGAGGCGGCGGGAACCACACAGUCCAACAUGUUAGAAGUUCUGCAAGAGAAUGUCCAAGAAAAAGAGCUCCUGCAGAGUCAGGUUAGCAUGUAUCAAAAGGAGAUUCAGAAGCUGAAGGAGUCUCAAAUGCUCCUCUUGGAGAAACAGGAACUUCUCCAGACAGUGUUGUCUGCUGAGCAGACACUUGGAGUAGAAAAUGAAAAGAAGCUUGUGAACCUGAGUGAGGAUUUUGCUAUCAAGACAAACAUGUAUGAAAAAUUGAAGGCAGAGGUUGAGCUGCUGGAGAAGAUCAAGGCAAGCGAUGACCAGCAAAGGAAUGAGCUUCAGAACCAGCUUUUGGAACUCACUGGCCAAGUUGAAAGCCUUUCCACAAAGUUGCUUUCUAAAGAGCGGCAGUUGGUGCUCUCUCAGAAGGACUCAGCCGAGCAGAAGAAGAAGCUUGACUCCAUGAAUUUGGAGAUGAACCGAUACAAAGAGGCACAAAGUCUUCAGUCAAUACGGGAAGAAGCAGAACGUGAGCUUAAGGAAGCCACCACAAAAGAAAAGGAAAUCCUGGUCAAGGAAAAAGAGUUGCUUGUGUCCCAGUUAGCCAGGAUGGAGAAGGAACAGGACACUCGGAAGGAAGAAGUUGAAGCUCUGCUCUUUGAAAGGGACAAUCUAGUUAAGACUAACCAGACUAUGGAGAUGGCGAACAUGGCCUCUAGAAAGAUGAAAACGGCACUGCAGCAGGAGCUGGAACUACUCAAGAAGGAGAACCAGCAGCUUGUGGAGGAGAGAAAUGAGUGGAAGAAGCAGGUGAAGAAAGAAAUGCAGCAGAUGUUCACCACAAAAAAAGCUGCUGAAAAGGAAUGCAUGCGCUCCAACUCGUCUUCUUGGAUGUUGACCGAGCGAAUCGUAAACUGUGACAACUUGGUCCUGAGUCCUCUGGAGGACUCCCUGAACAGCACCACGAAAAUGGCUGCUCCUGAAGAGUCCAGCACACCGCUUGUUCGCAGCUCAGAACGACUUGCAGCCAAACGACGUGGUAUUGAAGCCGAGUCCUUGGAAAGUCUGUACUUUACCCCCAUUAAAGGCAAACAUGUUGGCAGGACCAAUUUGGACAGCCAGAUGGAUUCUAUCUGUAAAAACCCAACUUCAUCUGUGAAGCGACGUCGUACCACCCAGGUUAUAAACAUCACUAUGACAAAGAAAACUCCUGGAAAGGGAGAGGAGGAUGAGACUUUCUACAGCCUGGCCUCGGCUUGCUCUCAGCAUAACCUCUGCAGUUCCCAAACUGCCAGAGGGGAAUGCUUGGACGAUUUAAACACACCCUCCAAAAUGAGUGGUGCUGCCAGUGACCAGCUCAUCGGUCUCCCUGGGUACAGGAGGAGCGCCAUCCAUGCCAAGUCCUCCAGUACUUUCUGUGUCGGGGAGGAGCCUGAGACGGGACCAGAGGAUUGGAUGAGGAUUGCGGAGCUUCAGGCCAGGAACAAGGCUUGUCUUCCUCAUCUAAAAAGCAGCUACCCGAUAGAGUUUGAGACUCGUGGGCCCAGUGCAUUUGUGUUCACUGACGACGACGUUCGUACUGGUGACCCAUCAGAGACCCUCCAUCGCGCUUCAAUGAUGCCCGGCCAGCUGCAGGACUCUCUGGCCUCGCACCGCCACUCGCUCAUGGUUAGGAAGACCAACACAACCGGUACUCGCUCCCACAGACUGUCUGUGAUGCCAGGCCAGCCGAUGCCCACAACCAUCAGCGCGUCCAGUGUGAAGAGCCCUCGACUGACAAAACGUAGUGCAGCUACACUUCCACUGUCCAAACCGUCGCCUCAGAAACGAGAGAAGGCCAGUCGUUUCCCUCGCCUUCUCACCCCCAGGAACAGGAACGUGAAGACGGGAGGUCCUGCUGCGGCCAUGAGCCCUGCUGACCGGAGGAAGUCAAUGAUGUUCACUAUUGACAACACACCAAAGACAAACAAGCUGCUAAAGAGAAGCCUAAACAAACUACGAAGCUCCCGCAAGGGCCAAGAGAAUACGCUCCCUGCACGGUAGCCCCCCACCCCGCACGUUUUUUUGUCUUCAUGUUUGACUGAUCGAAGUGAGACCUAAAUGACAAGAAGUGGCAAAUGAGUGGUCAUCAUGCUGCCAUCGUGCCCUUCCCUUCUGCAGAUGAUGGAUGAACAAGGCUGUUGUAUGGACGCUUUUUGUCCCUUAUAUCUUAAAUAUAAGGUAUAAAAUACCUUACAUUCUGUAAUUGUUAGAGAGCGUUUUAAGACUUUUCAUAUUUUAGCAAAGGUUUCACAGUGUUUUAAUUGGUCAGUCUCCUUUUAGCAAUUGCAUAUUUAUGUUUUUCUUCUAGUUUUAGGGUGCUAAUUCAGUAGCUGUUCAGCAUAAUUCGGAAUCAUUUUGACUUUCCGACCCAUGUUUUCCUCUUUCCUCUCAUCAUUUGAUUGUUGUCCAUGCUGUUAAUUGACAUAUCAAAUUGCAGCCGGCACAGACCUUCACCAUGAUGCUUCAGUGCCAAGUGUGAUUUACUGAACACUGCUUUUGCUCAAUGCUGACUCCGCAGUCUGAGAGCAUAGCUGUAUUUAAGAGGUGUCCCAUUUCUAAGUCACACAUAGCCCUUAACACUUGCUUUUGAGGGCUAAAGUUAUAUGGGGCUAGACCAAGGACAGCUUAGAUUGGCAUUGGAAAACAAUAUUGACUGAAAAAAAGAAUAUAGGAAUUGAAGAAAAGAAUAUGAAAUAAUGUAUAAAAAUAUAUUAUUUUAAAUUUUAGUACCAUUCUAGUUUUCCACCUCAAUACAGGAAUGCUAUUUUUUUACAUCCAUUUUUUUUUGUCAGUCAGUAUUCUGUUUUUCCAAUUCUUAUAUUCUUUUUUUCAGCCAUUUUUUUUCCAAUGCCAAUGUUCGUCUUUCGAGUUGUCUUGAAGGUGGCACUCUUUUAGUUUUCUGGAAAGUGACCGGUCAAAGGGAAAUAGGAAAGAGACUGAAUGGUCAGAGGAAAUCGAUGAAAAUGAAUUAAUUACAAUGAAUUCAUGAAUAUGGUGAAGACAGAUAGUCCAACUUAAGAUAAGAUUGCCUUGAAGAAGAACCCUUGAAUACUCAUUUCUCGCAUCCUGUUUCACAAUACAUUCUUGCUAAGUCUUGAGCAGGUUAACUAUCACCUUCACACGUUUCAAACUGUAAUUUUGCACCUCAAUAGCGUGCAGACCGAUGAGGGGGCGGAGUUUGCGCUGUGUCCCCAUGUCACUUGCAUAUUGGUGUAACAUUCAGUGUUGGACAGUGUUGGGUGGGAUAAAGGGUGGAAUUGGAAUUCACCCCUUAUGUUGUGCUACUAGACCAAUUUCUCAAAACGUUGCUGAUGAUUACUAAUAUGCUACAUGUCUUGCAUGUACAUAAACAACUUCACAUGUUAAUUCUGAAUUCUUCUUGCCCUUUUCAUUUUUUUUACUGUUUUUUGCGGCAUUCAUACUGUUCAUGUUCAUGGAAACCUGUGUGAUUAAUUUUCUUUCUGCUCUGUCCUUUGUACAAAAUGACUACUUC